This is a messenger RNA of Owenia fusiformis, 1512 nucleotides long. The record is from the annotation of a GenBank genome assembly. Lineage: Eukaryota; Metazoa; Annelida; Polychaeta; Sabellida; Oweniidae.
CCUGUUACUAGUUCAGGAGACACGUGUUCAGUGUGUGGAAAAAUCUCAGAAAAUGCCAAAUUUUUACCUUCUAAACCAAAAAAGAGAUCUUCAUGUGUGAGUGCUUUAGAUACUCCUGUUGUUAAUAUAAAAGAAGAACAUAAUUAUGCUAAUGAGGAGAGUCUUCUCUUUCAUCAUAGUCAACCUGAGGGAGACUCAAAUAAACGUUUUCAACAAACUAGCAAAAAAAUUAUUGUAAUUGGCAAUAAUGUAAAUUUAGCAAAGCAAACAGUCAGUCAGACUUUGGCAUCCAGUGUCAACGUGAAAUCUUCAGCAAUCAAUGGCACAGAGAUAGCAAGAACUAAAAAUACUGUUGAACCUAUGUCAAAAAAUGUGCCAAGCAAAAUAGAAAAAUCCAGUCCAAAUCCAGAAGAUAUUGCUUUUAUACCUCAUGAACUAUGGGAUAUCAACAAUCUUCUAAUUCCUACAUCCACCUCAAAUAUGGAAAACAAAAUGGAGAUUAUGUCACAAAGUGGUGACCUCAAUAGCCACUCAAAGUCUCAGGAACAGUAUGGUGUCAUGCAGGGAGUCCCGGUACUUAGUGGAGUUCUGUCAGAAGAAGACCAGCGAGACAGUCUUUGCAAUAUCAUGAAAGAAGAUGGAAAACUACGUCCUUGUUCAAAACGAUAUGAGUCAUCACUCACUGGUAAAGACCUAAUGCAAUACAUUCUUUUAAAUGAACAAGAUAAAAAGGACUUCAGGGACCUGCAUAUUGCCCUUAAACUGCAAGAUAACGAUAAUGUAACUCAGUUGGACAGUGUCUCCAGAGAAACCAAUGUGUUUAAAGAUGACAGAGAAGUCAGAGAUAUUCACACUGAUAAUGUUGAUGUGAAGUCUCAUCCUGAUGAUGAAUUAUUAUCUAAUGCACAGAGUCAAGCCAAUUCAAAAGCUCCAGACACAGAGCUCUACAGAGUUUAUUACUUCGAACAAAAGCCAUCGGGCCCCUUUGACAAAGGUCGAGAGCAAACCAUUCAUGGCAGGAAGACACUUUGUAAAGUUUGCAACAAGAAUUUCAGAACAAUGGUGACUUUUCGGAAUCAUAAACAAACAUACAAACACUUUAAGUGUGAUAUUUGUACAAGCAGCUACUUUAAGGAAAUUGACCUGAUGACUCAUUUGAUGACUUCUCAUAAGAUCAACGUUAAAUGUGGUUUAUGCAACAAGAAAUUGAAAUCUGUGUUUAGAAUGAGGAAUCAUUUAAAGAGGUACCUGCACUUCAAGUGUAAUCUUUGCAAAAAUAGAUUUGAAACAAACAUGCAGCUAGCCACACAUUCUAUGAAGCAUAGUUUAAAACCAUAUUCAUGUAAACAUUGCUCACAACCCUUUACUUGUGGAGACGAUUUGAUUGCCCAUUUUAAUUCUGCUCAUAGAUUUAAUUGUAAACAAUGCUCCCAAGUUUUUACUUCUAGACAAGAUUUAAGAACUCAUGUUCAAUCUAGACAUGAAGAGAAACAACUUGUAUGUAGAUAUUGU